AGCGACUGUGCGUGCGUGCAUGUACGAGCGAGAGGACUGCGCAUGCGCGACUGUGAGGCGCACUGAGCGGAGCAGACGGCGGAGGAGAAGGAGCGGUAAUGAACGGCAGCUGAGGGGAUGACAGCAGAGGAGACGGAGAGAAGGAGAAGACUGAGCUUCACCUGAAGACAAGGAGAGAAAGAACAGAAAGGAGGAGAGGGAAGGAGGCGAUAAGGGAGGCUCAGGUGCUGUGCAGACUGAGUCGUUUGUGAAAAGAAGGUAGCAAAAAGAGGUGAUGGAGAAAAAGAUACAGGACGGAGACGACCAGUCACAAGCCGUGGAAAAAAGGCUGAAAGACUGAACGAGAGGGGGUGAAAGACAGGAGAGUUGAAGAGGGGAAAAAAAGGGGGUGCUGAGGUCGACGAAAGCAGCCUGAUGUAUCCACCUUACAUACCCCUCCAUCUUACAUCUCCUCCAUGUUGUUGAUGCUCCUAGAAUAAAACACUGGCAGGAGAGACCAUCCUCCUGUUGACGAGAAAUCCUGAAAUUGGCUUAUCAUCAAAGGACGAACGGAUGUCUGAAGCAUGAACAAGCAGGAAACAAGAAAAGACUGGAAUGAGACGAGGACAUAGGCAGACAGAUAAACGGACCAAAGACAUCUUCAAAUACUGUUGGUCUGACAAACUGAAGGAAGAGGAAAAGUCACAACACCAAGGAAUCCUUUACACCCUCAUUACUCUUCCUGUUCACUUGUAAGGACUGCCUGAAAGUUUACAAAACAAGACUCUUCACUCCCACCUCUGAGGAAUUUAAGGAGCCUUCAAGUUUGAGUUACUCCAACAGCUCCCUGCAGUAUUAUAGGACACCUCCAAAAAAUAAAAGACCUCCCUUUUUUAUCAAGCAGCCAAGGAAAGGGGGUCAAACAAGGUCUACUGACCACACUGGACCAAGAGCAAACAGAACGACUGAAUGUUUGGGGGUUUUUUUUCUCACACUUUUAAGUCAAGAUACAACACAUCUGCGGCCACAAACAGGAAGCUCUGCGAGUGUUUUAUUGAGAAAUACCGAGUUCCUUUUACCAGGAAACAGGUUCUAGUAUCAGAUAGUGCUUUUUGGACCAUUCUGAACUGCCUGUAAUCAACCCCAACACACUUUGGAAUUGUAACAAUCCACUUACCUGUACUGUUUGUGAAUACACAUCUAGGUGCACAUGAAACUUAUACCAGUCAAAGUGAGUAAGAACGUAUCUUAGUUCUUCAGUAUUAUUUCUGUCUGCUUUGUAGAUAUCAAACAGAGGCAGCACAGGAACUUCAUUAAAGGUACAUUAAAACAUCAGAAAUACUUUACAUAGCAAACACUGAUCAGAUACUGUAAACGGGGAUAUUGACUCUAAAAUUCAAGUGUUACAGACUAUAAAAGACCAAUAACAGUGCCAACCAGAGGAAAUCUUUGAAGGAAACAUGGAAGCAACCAUUCGACCCCAUGUUCCAUCUAAUGGUUGAUUUCAAAGAAGGUGUUUGAUCUUCCCCUUGCAAAGAACCAAGCAGGGGUAUCCGGCACUGACCAGAGCUACAGACCCUCACUCUAGAAACAACUAAACCGAGCGGAUGUCCUGCCUCAGGCGCCAGCCGAUGGCCAUCCCCAUGGACACUGUCAAGAUCAUCCAGUCGGAGAAGUUUCCCCGAGAGUGCCCUGUGCCCGUCACCCAGCCACGCUAUGCCCCGGCUCCCAGAGUGGCGUGGGACGGUGGCGGUGAAGGUGAAAUCAUUGUCAACCAGGCCUGCAGUGACCUUACACUGGACAUAGCAUCGUCUCCCAGGCCAAUGGUGUCCCCGCCGGCCCCGCUGAUAUGCAGGGAGCAGAGCUUCCUGGCUCAGCGCAAACCCAGUGCCAAUGAAAUCUGCUACCACCAGUUCCACUACAAGAUGGAAGACGUCAUAGUCAAUCAGUAUGUGUUGCGCUCCUCCUCCACCUCCUCCUCCACGUCCUCCUCGUCCUCUGGGCCUGUCAUGCCGUGCGAGCCCCUAGAAUGCCCCACCUGUGGUCACACGUACAACUUCACCGGGAAGCGUCCACGCAUCCUCUCCUGCCUGCACUCGGUAUGCGAGGAGUGCCUGCAGAUCCUCUACGAGUCCUGUCCCAAGUACAAGUUCAUCUCCUGCCCCACGUGCCGGCGUGAGACGGUGCUGUUCACUGACUAUGGCCUGGCUGCUCUGGCCAUCAACACCAGCAUUCUGAGCCGCUUGCCCUCAGACCCCAACGGGCCUGUGCAGUGGGGCGGGGAUGCCGACCGCAGCUGCUACCAGACUGUGCGUCAAUACUGCCAGUCAGCCUGCACCUGCCAGAUUGCCAACCCGUUGUCCUCCUGUGGCAUCAUGUAGACAAGAGGGAGGAGGUGCGAGUAUUGCUCCCCACCACCACAACUCUUCUCAUCUAUAAGCUAAACCCAUUUUGCCAAGCUCCUUUCUCUCACAGUAAAUAACCCCCUAUAGAUGUUUCUCUAUAUUUAAUAGCACAGAUGGAUGCUGUGUGGGACUAAUGAAUGCUGAUGGUUCAGUAUAAAGUAAAUAAAUGUAUUUUAUGUAUGGACUGGAAACCUAUUCACCGUCUCUUGUUUGGUUGGAUGUGUUUGUCAUGACAUCUCUUUACAUGGGAAUGCCAGGGGAGGUUUCUCCCCCCCAACCUAGGUGAAUAAAGAUUACAUAAAUGAUA
Molecule: messenger RNA, 2691 nt
Organism: Austrofundulus limnaeus
Lineage: Eukaryota; Metazoa; Chordata; Actinopteri; Cyprinodontiformes; Rivulidae
Gene: rnf208
Product: ring finger protein 208
Exons: 2
Coding region: 1587-2360 (257 amino acids)
Biological process (GO): protein ubiquitination
Molecular function (GO): ubiquitin protein ligase activity
Source: RefSeq, a predicted model, not a curated record